UUAAAUUUUAAUCAUAAUAAGUAAUCUUUGUGCUUAUAAUAUCGGUGUUUAGUAUUAAUUGUUAAUUUUGUUUAUAAAAUGAAUUUAAAAGUAAUAAUUUUAUUAAAUGUUUUAACGUUUCUAAAAUUAAUUCAAGCGAAUCAUCACCACGAUCACGAUAAGGCUAAUCUUAAAGAUCAUCACCAUAAAAAAUCAAUUGAACCAAAAUUUGCAUGGCAUCAAUUACUAUUUAAAGAUUUGCCAUCAGAUAGUGAUGAUUUAGAAGAAGAAUUUAUACCAUACAACAAUGUACCAAUGGGUGUUAGUAAAUGGGGUGAUAAAUUAAUUAUUACCGUACCACGUCGUAAACCAGGAAUACCAUCAACUUUAAAUUAUAUUAAAUUAAAACAACAUUCUUCCAAACAUGAAGAUAAUCAUAAUAUUGAUGUACCAUUAAUUCCAUACCCAAAUUUAGACGUAAAUAAAUUACGUUUGACUCCGACUCCAGAUACAUUGAACUUAGUUUCAAUUUAUCGUACGACUGUGGAUGAAUGUGAUCGAUUAUGGAUGGUUGAUACUGGUUUAUUGGAAUAUACAAGAAAUCGAACAUAUGUUCGUUCACCCAGAAUACUAGUAUUGGAUUUAAAUAAAAAUGAAUUCAUUCAUCAAUUUGAAAUAGCUGAUGAAUUACAUACACCAAAAUCAACUUUUGCAAGUAUUGCUGUGGAUGUAACACCGAAUCAUUGUGAUCAAACAUUUGCUUACAUACCCGACUUAAGUGCAAAUCAAGUGGUGGUUUAUGAUAUGAAGAAUCAAAAAGCUUGGAAAGUGAAUCAUGAUAGUUUCCAUGGUGAACCCGAUGGUGGAAAGUUUGAUAUAAAUGGUUUACAGUUUCAAUUACCUGAUGGUAUAUUUAGCAUUGCUUUGUCACCGCACCAAGAAGCAGGCUUAAGAACAGCAUAUUAUCAUGCAUUGGCCAGUACUAAUGAAUACAGUGUCUCCACAAAUGUUCUUAAAAAUCAAUCCAAAUUUAAUGAUAAUGUUUUUAUACGCUUAGGCGAUAAAGGGAUUAAACAAGAAACUAAUUGUUUUGUCAUGGAUCAGAAAACUGGAGUUUUAUUUUAUAAUCAAGUAAACAUUAAUGCAUUGGCUUGUUGGAAUAUAAAGAAACCAUUUAAUCAAAAGAAUCAUGUUCAAUUAUUCAACGAUAAUGAUCGAUAUAUUUAUCCAAGUGAUAUUACCAGUGAUGGACAUGGAAAUAUUUGGGUUAUGACAAAUAAAUUGCCAUUUUUUAUAUUUCAAGGAUUAAAUUCAACAGAUAUCAAUUUUCGUAUUUGGUCAUUUCGAGUAUCAGAUCUAAUAUCACACACCAAUUGUGCAUAAGUUCGUACUUUUUAUUGUAUAUUAUGUGAAAUUAUAAUAA
This is a messenger RNA of Chrysoperla carnea, 1402 nucleotides long. Its product is annotated as L-dopachrome tautomerase yellow-f2-like. The transcript is spliced from 4 exons. The record is from RefSeq and is a predicted model, not a curated record. NCBI's taxonomy places the organism in Eukaryota, Metazoa, Arthropoda, Insecta, Neuroptera, Chrysopidae. Gene Ontology annotation, cellular component: extracellular region. Bases 79 to 1362 code for a protein of 427 amino acids.